Messenger RNA from Phialemonium atrogriseum, 1614 nucleotides. Its product is annotated as major facilitator superfamily domain-containing protein. The coding region runs from base 1 to 1614 and encodes 537 amino acids. Gene Ontology annotation, biological process: transmembrane transport. The transcript has 5 exons. Gene Ontology annotation, cellular component: plasma membrane. The record is from RefSeq and is a predicted model, not a curated record. Lineage: Eukaryota; Fungi; Ascomycota; Sordariomycetes; Cephalothecales; Cephalothecaceae. Gene Ontology annotation, molecular function: transmembrane transporter activity.
AUGUCGCGCUGGAAGUAUGCUUUCUCCCUAUCCAAGGCCGAAGUCAAAGACACCACCCCUCCCGGGACGGUGAGGCUUGUAGACCGGAGCGAAGCCGAAACAAGUGAAAACGGAGAAAUCGUCAAGUUCCCCCGACCGUCGGCUGACCCUGCCGACCCUCUGAACUGGGCGCCAUGGCGGAAGUUGGCCAUGCUGUUGGUCGUUUCUGUCUACGCCUUCGUCUCCAACUUCAUCAGCUCGAGCAUCGCCCCUGCCCUUCCACUCUGGGCCUACACCUUCCCUCAGGACCCCAGGACGUAUUCAGAGCUCUCUCGUCUCGUUGCGGUUAGCAUCCUCUUCCUUGGAGCGGCCAACAUCUGGUGGGUGCCCCUGUCUAACUGGUCGGGGCGCCGACCCGUGAUGCUCGUAGCCACGCUGCUCAUGACGGUCUUCUCCAUCUGGUGCGCCCUCGCGACAUCGUACAACUCCCUCCUCGCGGCCCGCAUAUUCCAGGCCAUGGGGGGUGCCGCCGCAGACACCGUUGCCCCAAGUCUUAUCGGCGAUGCCUACUUCAUCCACGAGCGCGGCCGAGCCAUGUCUAUCUACACCCUAUUUCUCUGCACGGGAUCUCUCGUCGGCGGCAUCUCAGGGGGCUACAUCGGGUUUGGCCUGGGCUGGGCUUACAUCUUCUGGGUUGCCGUCGCCCUCACGGGGGCCUGCUUCCUCGGCGUUCUCUUCCUUGUCCCCGAGACUCUAUACAUCCGCGAGGAACCAACCCUUUCCGGGAACGGCUCCUCCCAGAGCCUUGAAGACGAAACAAAAGAGACGCAGCAUGUCACCCACGCAGAACUAGCCCGACCCAACAACAACAACGACAACAACAUCGAGCACUACCGCCCUUACACCUUCUUCCGAUCCCUAGGCUUCGUCCGACCUCGGGGCAGCCUCAUCAGACAAUUCGCCCAGCCGUGGAUCGCCCUCGCGCUACCGGGCACCUGGGUAGUGAUGCUGCACUACUCAGGGCUGGUAGGCGGCAUCGUGACCAUCUCGGUGAUGGGAGCACAGAUGGUGUCCGCACCGCCAUAUCUGUGGGGCGCCAACGCCGGACUGAUCAACGUCGGCGGCCUGAUCGGGGCCCUGCUGGGCGGGCUGUACACGUACGCCGUGUCGGACUGGCAGCUCAGGCGGGACGCCCGCAAGCGCGAAGGCCACGGCUACGCGGAGCCCGAGGCCCGGCUGGUCACCAUGUUCCCGGCGCUGUUUGUUGCCACGGCCGGGUUCCUGGUGUUCGGGUUCUGCGCGCAGAAUCCGGCGCCGGGGCGGUGGGUGGGACUCGAGGCUGGGUAUGUGAUGAUCACGUUUGGGCUGAUGCAGGUGCCGUCCAUUGGGUUUAACUACAUCAUCGACGCCUACACGUACCGCGCCGCCGACUGCUUCGUUGUCGUCACUAUCCUGCGAUCCAUUGUCUCUUUCGCGUGGACUUUCUUCGUGGCCGACUGGGUCGAGACUAGGGGAGCUGCCGAGGCGUUUGGGGUCUUUGGCAUGAUGAUGGGUCUGUUUUCUCUGCUCACCGUACCUCUCUGGCUGUUUGGAAAGCGGAUGAGAAUUGCGACGGCGUCGCUCUUCGAGGCUUGA